Molecule: messenger RNA, 1649 nt
Organism: Vigna angularis (adzuki bean)
Lineage: Eukaryota; Viridiplantae; Streptophyta; Magnoliopsida; Fabales; Fabaceae
Product: 7-deoxyloganetic acid glucosyltransferase-like
Molecular function (GO): UDP-glycosyltransferase activity
Source: RefSeq, marked provisional
GUUCCCCUGUCCAUUCCAGGGCCAUGUACAGCCUAUGCUGAAGCUCGCCGAGCUUCUUGCCCUUCACCAUCUCCACGUCACCUUCAUCAACACUCACAGUAUCCACAACCGUCUAACUCGUUAUGGUGACAUUCAAUCUCUCUCAGCCUCCUACCCCACCCUCCAUUUCAACACCAUUGCCGAUUGCUACAGCCAUGGCAAUCACACUGGAUCCGGAGACACUUCUGGCGACAUAAUACUUUCCACAACUCUGCACGCCAAGCCCCUAUUGAGAAAUAUCCUGCUCGCCCAGAGUCCUGAAAUUCCCAAAGUUACUUGCAUUAUUCAGGAUGGCAUCCUGGGAAGCCUUUCCAAUGACUUGGCUUCUGAGUUAGGGAUAAGGAUAACAAUCAUUCAUUUUCGAACCAGCAGUCCCUGUUGCUUCUGGCCUUAUUUCUGGCUUCCAAACCUCUUCAAAACCAACGAACUUCCCAUUCGAGGAGAUGAAGACAUGGAUCGCAUCAUAACCAAUAUGCCAGGCAUGGAAAACUUGCUUCGUUGUAGAGAUCUCCCUAGUUUCUGCAGACCAGGGGCAAAAGGGAACAUGUCUAUUGACUGGGUUUCGUUUCAGACCCAACAAUCACUUGCAGCAGACGCGUUGAUACUCAACACUUUUGAGGAGUUGGAUCGCCUUGUCCUCUCUCAGAUACGUCUUCACUUUCCCAAAGUCUACACCCUUGGCCCUCUCCACCACCAUUUGAACGUGAGAAAAGCAGAAACCAAUGGAGCAAAUGAUGCUCCUUCCUUUCGGAGUAGUUUUUUUGAAGUGGACAGGAGCUGCAUGGCGUGGCUUGACGCUCAGGCUCAGGGUUCGGUGUUAUAUGUGAGUUUCGGUACUUCAACGAUUGUGACAAGGGAGGAACUGAUGGAGUUUUGGCAUGGUUUGGUGAACAGCAAGAAACGGUUCUUGUGGGUGAUGCGGCCUGAUUUGGUGGUGGGAAGAGAGAACGAUGACCGGAUACCGGAAGAGGUGGAGGAAGGGACUAAAGAGAGAGGGUUGAUGGUGGAGUGGGCGCCGCAAGAGGAGGUGCUAGCCCACAAGGCCAUUGGUGGGUUUUUGACACACAGUGGGUGGAACUCAACCUUGGAGAGUUUGGUGGCUGGUGUGCCCAUGAUUUGUUGGCCUUAUUUUGCGGAUCAGCAGGUUAACAGCAGGUUUGUGAGUGAGGUUUGGAAGGUUGGAUUGGACAUGAAAGAUGUUUGUGACAGAGAUGUUGUGGAGAAGAUGGUAAAUGAUCUGAUGGUUCAUAGGAGGGAUGAGUUUUUGAAAUCAGCUCAAGCGAUGGCUAUGUUGGCUCACCAGAGUGUGAGUCCAGGUGGUUCUUCUCACUCCAGCAUGCAAGAUUUGAUUCAUUACAUAAAAUCAGUCAGUAAGGAAAAUAACUAAUACCAGCAACGCACAAUUGCAUAUUCAUCAUAUUUUCUUUUGUGUUACUUAAUCUGUCAUAUCUAGUUAUGUUUCAGUGCACCUUCAUUACAAGAACCAAUUGCAAAUGCAGUAUUUAGGUAGAAGUUUAUGUGCUGGAAACUGUUGAUUAAACAAAACUGCUUGUUUCAAAUAAGAUGUAUUCACUUCUUCAUCUUUAAACAAGCAAACCUGUUUGGUAGAA